CAAUGAGUUUGCAUCCUUUUUGUAUUAUAUGUUUGCUAUUAAUUUGUAUUUCAAACAAAUCAUUCAUCGCAUGCGAAAGCGACGAUUGUUUCAGAGCCGCGGUUUACCAACACUUACCGCUCGGUAACCUUACAUCUGACGAGCCGUCGGUUAUAAUUAAGCGAAAUCUCGAUGUUUUCGAAAGGAUUGCAUCCAUCGCUUCCAAAGAGGGGGUCCAGAUAUUGCUAUAUCCCGAGGACGCCUUCCUUAGUACCCAAUACCCGCGCUCUAAAGUCGAUCAAAUCGCUGAACAAGUCCCGGACCCACUGCUAGCACAUCAUAAUCCCUGCGACAAUCCAUCCAAAUAUGAAGAUAAAGUGAAGACAUACAGAUUGAUCCCGGACCCACUGCUAGCACAUCAUAAUCCCUGCGACAAUCCAUCCAAAUAUGAAGAUAAAGUGAAGACAUACAGAUUGAGUUGUUUAGCCAAAACUAAUAACUUAUAUAUUGUGGCCAAUUAUGUGGAUCGAGUCGAGUGCGGCACUACACCUGAUGUCAACAGCUGUCCCACUGAUGGCCUCGAGUGCGACACUACACCCGAUGUUAACUGUCCCGCUGAUGGCCAUUAUCUGUUUAAUACUGCGGUGGCAUUUGGUCCGGACGGGGCAUUAGUGGCAAAGUACCACAAAAUGCAUUUAUACCACGAAUACCACUACAACACUCCCCCGACACCAGAAUUCAUUCACUUCGACACUCCUUUCGGAAGAAUGGGUUUAUUCAUAUGCUUUGAUAUUCUGUUCCGAAGUCCUGGAACUGAUCUCAUCAGCAAAUAUGGUGUCCAGACGAUGCUAUACCCCACCUGGUGGGUCGAUGAACUGCCCUUCAAAUCGGCAAAUCAGGUUCAGCAGGGCUGGGCUUUCACUAAUCAGGUCAACCUUUUGGCCGCAAACAUACUGUUCCGGCAGUCAGUGGUGGUCGGGGACGGGCGGCCAUCAAAAGGAGUCUUGAAAGCAAGUAUCGUCUACUCAGCAAACUCUGGACGUAAGCGAUGGGAGCGUCGACUGCUUCCACAUCUUCAUCGCGAAGAGUCACAGCCGCUAAAGAAAGCCAAAGCCGCGGUUUACCAACACUUACCCCUCGGUAACCUUACAUCUGACGAGCCGUCGGUUAUAAUUAAGCGAAAUCUCGAUGUUUUCGAAAGGAUCACAUCCAUCGCUUCCAAAGAGGGGGUCCAGAUAUUGCUAUAUCCCGAGGACGCCUUCCUUAGUACCCAAUACCCGCGCUCUAAAGUCGAUCAAAUCGCUGAACAAGUCCCGGACCCACUGCUAGCACAUCAUAAUCCCUGCGACAAUCCAUCCAAAUAUGAAGAUAAAGUGAAGACAUACAGAUUGACACAUCAUAAUCCCUGCGACAAUCCAUCCAAAUAUGAAGAUAAAGUGAAGACAUACAGAUUGAGUUGUUUAGCCAAAACUAAUAACUUAUAUAUUGUGGCCAAUUAUGUCGAUCGAGUCGAGUGCGACACUACACCUGAUGUCAACAACUGUCCCACUGAUGGCCUCGAGUGCGAGACUACACCCGAUGUGAACUGUCCCGCUGAUGGCCAUUAUCUGUUUAAUACUGCGGUGGCAUUUGGUCCGGACGGGGCAUUAGUGGCAAAGUACCACAAAAUGCAAUUAUUCCACGAAUACCACUUCAACACUCCGCCGACACCUGAAUUCAUUCACUUCGACACUCCUUUCGGAAGAAUGGGUUUAUUUAUAUGCUUUGAUAUUCUGUUCCCAAGUCCUGGAACUGAUCUCAUCAGCAAAUAUGGUGUCCAGACGAUGCUAUUCCCCACCUGGUGGGUCGAUGAACUGCCCUUCAAAUCGGCAAAUCAGGUUCAGCAGGGCUGGGCUUUCACUAAUCAGGUCAACCUUUUAGCCGCAAACAUGCUGUUCCGGCAGUCAGGUUCGGUUGGGAGCGGCAUAUAUUCGGGACAAAACGGACCAAUGAUUGUGUCGGAUAUAUCCGAAGAAAAGGCUCAUAUAUUGAUUGCUGACAUUCCCAUCAAUAGCGAGAAUACUGGCGCCACAUGUUUGGCCAAUAGAUAUAACAAACGCAUUGUAAUCGACGAUUUGGUCGAUUCAUCCGACUAUAAGCCCUUCGAGUUAUUGAUUUUGAAGGGUUCCGCUCUUUAUCGGCUAAAUGACCAACAAAAUGGGGCCCAAGUAUGCAAUAAUGGCUUUUGCUGUCAACUCGACUAUAGUGUUCAAAAUGAGCUGUCUUUGAAAGACAACUCAUACUGGCUUAUAGUGGCCAACCGGACGGGACACGGACUCUCGCAGUUGCGAUACCCGUUAUGUGAAGAGUUUUGUGGUGUCUUCCUGUGCGAAGACGACAGUUGUCACUCAUUCCCAACCAAAUCAAAUGAAUCCAUUUUCAACAGUAUAAAAAUUAGCGCCAAAUUCAGCACUAAUUAUGUGUAUCCGAGCGCCACAACUAACCAUUUAAAGCCCAUCUCAACACAUAAAUGGGUUCAUCAAAUGGAGGCCUCCGGAGUAACUCUUAGUUUACAAGACAUUGAUGAACCAGUCCUGUCAAUGGGCUUAUACGGCCGGUGCUAUGAUCGUGACCCGCCUUAUAGACAGUAGAUAA
Oppiella nova is the source of this 2613-nucleotide messenger RNA. NCBI's taxonomy places the organism in Eukaryota, Metazoa, Arthropoda, Arachnida, Sarcoptiformes, Oppiidae. The record is from the annotation of a GenBank genome assembly.